Molecule: messenger RNA, 348 nt
Organism: Rhagoletis zephyria (snowberry fruit fly)
Lineage: Eukaryota; Metazoa; Arthropoda; Insecta; Diptera; Tephritidae
Product: larval cuticle protein 9-like
Source: RefSeq, a predicted model, not a curated record
AUGAAAUUCCUGAUUGUUUUCGCUUGCCUGCUGGCUGUCACCUUUGCCAAUGAGGAUGCCAACGUACUCAAACAGGAACAAGAAGUUGAGCCUGAUCACUUCAAGUAUAUACUCGAACUGGACAAUGGAGUGAAGCUGCAACAACAGGGUCGCUUGGUUGGCGAUGAUUGUGGGAAUGUUGAUGGCAAAUUCGAAUUCAUUUCGCCCGAAGGUGAGAAGGUUGAUCUGGCCUACACCGCUGAUGAGACCGGUUACCAUCCAGAUCCCAGCAACAAGUGGAUCCAUCCAAUUCCUGAACACAUCAUUCGAUCAAUUGAAUACAUUAGGACUCACCCUAGCAAAGAAUAA